This is a messenger RNA of Ceutorhynchus assimilis (cabbage seed weevil), 1302 nucleotides long. Lineage: Eukaryota; Metazoa; Arthropoda; Insecta; Coleoptera; Curculionidae. The record is from the annotation of a GenBank genome assembly.
AUGAGAGAAAAUUCCCAAAGUUUUCUUUACAAUUUGGAAAAGACGGAUUUCAUCAUAAAAAAAGUGACUAAAGGAUUUCUACUAGAAAAUGACGAUUCCAUAUUAUGUCUAGAAAGUGCAGAUCUCGAUGUAACUAGAGUUUUGUUAGCUCAAGUUUUGAUAAACUUUAAAAAAGAUGCAAUUUUCAAAGAAAAUUUAAACGAAAUUUUUUUCAUUGAUUUCAAUAGUUUUAUUACAUUGACCACAAAACAAAAUGGAGAUUUUGUGAAACAUUUCCCUAAUUUAUUGGUUUGCAUUUGGGACAAUCAAGAACAAUUAAGUAAACAAUUAUUGCAUUUAUUGAAAUCUUGGAUAAACGCUAUCAAGUUAAAUGGCAAAAAAAUUAUUUUUAUUGUGAAAAAUUCAAAACAUCUGGAAGAAAUUAUGAUGGACAAUCAAACAACAAAUAUUUUUCCAUUGAAAUUGAAUGAAUUGUGGAAAAAAAGUGAAAUAUUAUCGACAAAUAAUCAAGCCACUUGUGAGGUUGAAAAUACUUUAAUAAACAUUGAAUCAACUUCAGCAAGAGCCUUGGAUGAAGGUACGAAUAAUAAUUUAAAGAAAGAAGAAUCAACUAAAAAAACCUCAUCACAAGAUGAGGUAACAACUAAGGAAGCAAAUUUAAAGAAUUUAUUACAAUCACUUGGUGUGGAAGAAUUGGAUGCUGUAGAUAAUAGAGGCGAUACUCAAUUGCAUUUGGCAGUUCUAGAUGGAAAAACAGAAAUUGUUCAAUCGCUUUUAAUUCACGAAGCGAAAAAAGACGUAAAAAAUAAUUGGGGCUCAACAGCUCUUCAUUAUGCAGCUGAAAAAGGUGACAGUACAAUUGUUCAUCUAUUGCUUCAAAACGGAUUUAAUGUAAAUGCCACUAACAAUUAUUAUCAAUACACUCCACUUCAUUACGCAAGUUUAUACCAUAAUGAUGCCCAUUUGAUAGAAAUUCUUUUAAAAUUUGGUGCAGAAAUGGAAAGAAAAGAUAAUCAUGGCAGAACAGCUCUUCAUUGUGCAUCUAAAAAUGGUCACAGUGAAAUAGUAAAUUCAUUGCUGAAAAAUGACGCUAAUAUAAACGCUCAAGACAACAAUGGAGAUACACCCUUGCACUGGGCUACAUCAAGCAAUAAACCAGAAGUUGUUUUAAUAUUUCUACAACAUGGCGCCCUUUUAAACAUUAAAAAUAAAUGGCAACAAAAUGCCCAUGAUUGCGCCAGAUUAUUGAGUAGAACCAAUGGUAGAACUGAAAUGAUUCAAAUAUUGAAAAAUCAUAAAUGA